GCAGAGGACGUAACAACGGAGGACAAGGUAACGUAGGGAGAUAGCAACAGGACAUGGGCGGGACUGCCCUACACACGACGGACAGGUACUCAUUGCAUGUGGUAAGGAGACUCGACGAACCAUUGGUGUUAGUGAUCGCAGAGCUCCAGCUCCAUACCAGGUUGUGUAUAGUUGAGGAGGCAGAGUAUGUUCGCCGGGCAUUGCAUGAGGCUAGGGGAACAGGACUUUGGAUCGGAGUGGAAGGAGUACGAAGGAUAAAGUACGUACUACGCACGACACCAUUGGAUGGGAGACCUCUGAUAAGGGUGUGGUACGAGACGCUCAGAGAGACUGAGAGACUGAAGAUAAGCGAGGCCGGGAGAGCUGAGGAAUUAGGGAGAGUUAUAAUAAACGGAGCGAUACUGAGGGUGCUAGCUGCUCAUGACCGAUACUGGAGGGAAUCGAUAAAGACUUUAGAGGCCAUAGAGGAUAGUGGAGAUGAGGAGAAUUUUGAGACGUUCUAUGGAGAGGAGUACAGGACAUCGCCCGACCGAGCACUGAGGGAUCUGAAGGAACGAAUUAGGCAGGGGGCACCGCUGAGAUGGGCUGACCAAACCAAUGACGGAGAGCCCGACGUAAUGGGCGAGCUGGACGUGACAGAGCAGCAGGAGGCUCUGAAGACUGGAACCUCGAACGCUCAACAAAAAGCGACGGCACGACGUUCCCCCGACUAUGAACGGAGGGAAACUAGGACGGAUAGGCGCGGGGACGACUGGAGAGAGAGUUCGCGAGAUUCCUAUUGGAGGGACAGAGACAAGGAUAAAGCACCGCCCCGGCGAGUCUUCGACCCCCAGACGGGGGAGUCACAUCCGCUCCCUUACGAGAGCAAAGAUCGCUAUAUUAUUACGCAUAAGGCCUCGGAGCCUCCUACUUUCAGGGGCUAUGGUAUCACAGAAUAUCUGGAGAAGUGGGAGCUUCAUGCUAGACAGAGUCAGCGGUCGGAGAAAGAGAUUAUAGAAAACUUCCUAUUUAAUGUGGAUCCAAGUCUCGGCAAGGAAGUUGAGGAAGCCCGACCGAAGGAUGGAAAAUGGACUACGUAUAAGAAGAACCUCAUUGAGCUUUACAAAUUAGAGGAUAACAAGUACUCCAUCAAGGACCUUGAGACUAUGACUCGAGAUGAAGAUGAGAGCGUGCGGGCAUUUGGGAUGCGUUUCCAGAAGAUCUUUGACUUGCUGAUGAAGAAGGGAAAGAUUUUAGAGGUCGAGCGCUAUACUAUCUUCAUUGGACACCUAUCCAAAGGUAGACAAAAGAGUAUACUUAGAGAUCUCCCGCGCGACAAACUUGAUUUCCCUGAAGUCCUUAAACUCGUGAUAAAGGCAGAGGCAAACGAUUACAAGGACUUGGUAUGGAGAGGAAUGAGGAGACGUGACUUCUCUCUCUAUAAGGAGUAUGUCACUGAUAGAUGUCAUGAUUUCAAAGACUAUCCCUGGUCGGAAAAGAAUGAAGCCGUGGCUGAGGAAGUGAAGGAGAUAAGGGACAUGGGGUGGUACGACCGAGGAGAUCGACGCGAUGAGUCGCGCGGGCGAUACGACCAUGGGGACCGCCGGAAUGACUCACGGGGACGAUAUGAGCAAGGAGGAUCCGGAGGAGACCGCCGGAAUGAUUCGCGUGGCCGGAAUGAGAGAGGGGGAUAUAGCGCGUCAUCCGAUCCGCAUACAAAGUCCCCUGACCCCAGAGCAGGGAGAGGUUCGACCUCCUGGGGCGCAGACGACAGGCCACCCACUCCCAGGAACUCUUGCGUCUACUGUAGAGGGGAUGAUCAUAUCAAGAGAGACUGCCUGGAUCUCAAACGGGCAAUAGAUGAGGGACUUGUCGUGCUUGAUGACCGCAAGUACGUCAAGUGGGCAGAUGAUCUGAGAGACGUAUCGAUGUUCCCUUCGAUGAAUGAGAAUGUUGAAGCAAGGAGAGUAAAGCCGAGUAAAGGAAAGAAACCGGUUAGGAGCCAGAGCAUCAAGAUAACUUUCGAAGGAGAUAUGGCAACCACACCCAUAAGGGUGACAGCUACCAAGUCGGAAAGGGGGUCUAUAUCGAAGAAGACCGACAUGGAUUAUGUGAUGGCAGAGAAGGACGGACAGGGGAUUGAUGAAGAGGAGGUUAUUCUUUCACCACGAAAGCGGGGAGUGAAGAAGUUCUUGAUGAAGAGUUCGCUGGAUGAGAUUGACACGGUCGAGCCACUGAGACGGGUCUUCAGUAUUAGAGACAAGUUUUACAUACUUGGGAGUGAGACCGUGGAGGCGGUUCUAAACGAUGGAGCGGUUCUGGAUGCUGUGAUCGAUAACGGCAGUGAGGCUGCCAUUAUAGACGAGGAUCUGGCAGUGCAAGUUGGACUAGGCCUCCAUAGGUCGUACCUAUUCGAGAUAGAGACGGCUGAUGGGAGAAAGCAACAGAUCACCGAGGUUUGUCACAAGGCAGCCAUAGAGGUCCAAAGCGUACGAGCGACCUUGCCAGUCUUUGCAGUCAAGAACUGCAGCUCUGACCUGCUCUUGGGGCGGACGUGGUUAAGCCAUGUGCAUGCGGUGACGAUAGAGCGGCCCGACGGGAGCCAGACAUUGUCCAUCAAGAAGCUAGAUGGGGCGCGAAUUAUGAUUGAGACAGUGGAGCCUUGAGACCCGAGGAACAGAGCAGCCCUCGCUGUGGGUGCAGGGCCCGGUGAUCAGAUUAAGUCAUUACCUAUCUCCGACUACGCG
Molecule: messenger RNA, 2726 nt
Organism: Chara braunii
Lineage: Eukaryota; Viridiplantae; Streptophyta; Charophyceae; Charales; Characeae
Source: the annotation of a GenBank genome assembly